Messenger RNA from Artibeus jamaicensis (Jamaican fruit-eating bat), 885 nucleotides. It is a transcript of the gene KCNK16, whose product is annotated as potassium two pore domain channel subfamily K member 16. Lineage: Eukaryota; Metazoa; Chordata; Mammalia; Chiroptera; Phyllostomidae. The record is from RefSeq and is a predicted model, not a curated record. Bases 1 to 885 code for a protein of 294 amino acids. Gene Ontology annotation, molecular function: potassium ion leak channel activity. Gene Ontology annotation, cellular component: membrane. The transcript is spliced from 5 exons. Gene Ontology annotation, biological process: potassium ion transmembrane transport; stabilization of membrane potential.
AUGCCCUACACUGGGCUCUGCCACUGCUGGGGCAGCCGAGUGCUGCCCCUGCUGCUAACCUACAUCUGCUACCUGCUGCUCGGAGCCACUGUCUUCCAGAUGCUGGAGAAGCAGGCAGAGGCUCAGUCCAGGGAUCAAUUUCAGUUUAAGAAGCUGCGCUUCCUGAAGAACUACACCUGCCUGGACCAGCGGGCUCUGGAGCAGUUUGUGCAGGUCAUCAUGGAAGCCUGGGUGAAGGGCGUCAACCCCAAAGGCAACUCCACCAACCGCAGCAACUGGGACUUCGGCAGCAGUUUCUUCUUUGCAGGCACAGUUGUCACCACCAUAGGAUAUGGGAAUCUGGCACCCAGCACAGACGCAGGCCAGGUCUUCUGUGUCUUCUAUGCCCUGGUGGGUAUCCCACUCAACGUGAUCUUCCUCAACCACCUGGGCACAGGGCUGCGUGCCCACCUGACCACCCUCGAGAGGUGGGAGGACCAGCCCAGACGCUUCCAGCUAUUGCAGGUCCUGGGCCUGGCUCUGUUCCUGACCCUGGGGACUCUGGUCAUUCUCGUCUUCCCGCCCAUGGUCUUCAGCCACGUGGAGGGCUGGAGUUUCACUGAGGGUUUCUACUUUGCCUUCAUCACUCUCAGCACCAUCGGCUUCGGGGACUAUGUUGUUGGCACAGACCCCAGCAAGCACUACAUCUCGGUGUACCGGAGCCUGGCAGCCAUCUGGAUCCUCCUGGGCCUGGCAUGGCUGGCUCUGGUCCUCCCAUUAGGUCCCCUGCUUCUGCACAGGUGCUCCCAGCUCUGGCUGCUCAGCAGGGACCUUGGCCUCAAGGAAGAGGGAGUCCCUGAGACCAACGGGCUCUCCAGAUCUCAGAAGAUCCCAAUCUCUGCAUGA